AUGAAAAUGGUACCUAUGACUGGCUUAAUUUUGAAUGAACACGAAGGCGAAGUUCAUGACGCUGAACUAGAUUAUUAUGGUCAACGUUUAGCUACAUGCUCUAGUGAUAAAACAAUCAAAAUUUAUAGUAUAAACAAUGGUAACAAAACUUUAUUGGCAAACAUCAAGGGUCAUCACGGACCUGUGUGGCAAAUUUGUUGGUCCCAUCCAGUAUCCGGACAUUUAUUAGCCUCUUGUUCUUACGAUAAACGUGUUGUUGUAUGGAAAGAAUCAAAUGAUUGGUUUAAUAUAUUUGAAUUUACUCAUGAAUCUUCAGUCAAUGCUGUUGCAUGGGCACCCCAUCAACAUGGCACAAUUUUAGCGAGUGCGAGUUCAGAUGGGUCUGUUGGAGUGCAUGUGUUCAACAAAGAAUGGUCUUCUAAGUCAUUUAGUGCCCACCAUAAUGGAUGUAAUACUGUAGCUUGGGCUCCAUACAAAGAAUUACUAUUUGGAUCUGAUCAAACAGACUUUGGUAAAAAGUUAGUAUUAGCAAGUGGUGGCUGCGAUAAUUUAGUGAAAAUAUGGACUGUUGAAAAUGAUCAAUGGGUACAAGUUGGUGAAAUAAAUUGUCACACAGAUUGGGUUCGUGAUGUGGCUUGGACGUGUACUAUUGGUGAUAAUCGACAAUUAAUUGCAAGUUGUUCUGAAGAUAAGACUGUUGUAGUGUCACAUAGCGAUGAUUAUUCCAAAUGGUCUUCUGUACGAAUGCAUUUGUUUGAUAGCCGUGUUUGGACUGUAAGCUGGUCAAAAAUCGGGAAUGUACUUGCAGUAUCUGCUGAAACCAAUAAAGUAUCAUUAUGGAAAGAGAAUACAAUCGGUCAUUGGAUCAGUUGCAGUGAUAUUGAUGAUACAAAAGGAGGGGAAGAUUAA
This is a messenger RNA of Macrosiphum euphorbiae (potato aphid), 909 nucleotides long. Lineage: Eukaryota; Metazoa; Arthropoda; Insecta; Hemiptera; Aphididae. The record is from the annotation of a GenBank genome assembly.